Molecule: messenger RNA, 2386 nt
Organism: Lampris incognitus (smalleye Pacific opah)
Lineage: Eukaryota; Metazoa; Chordata; Actinopteri; Lampriformes; Lampridae
Gene: dcaf13
Product: ddb1 and cul4 associated factor 13
Exons: 11
Coding region: 97-1434 (445 amino acids)
Biological process (GO): maturation of SSU-rRNA from tricistronic rRNA transcript (SSU-rRNA, 5.8S rRNA, LSU-rRNA)
Cellular component (GO): small-subunit processome; nucleolus
Molecular function (GO): protein binding
Source: RefSeq, a predicted model, not a curated record
UCAACACAUGGGCGUUUGACUCUCGCGUUUUCAACUAUUAGUAUUAACAUUAUAGUUUACUUCAUUUCGUUCAGAUUCAUUUCACCAUCACACAGUAUGAAAGUUAAAGUACUGUCCAGGAAUCCGGACAAUUAUGUCCGCGAGACUAAAUAUGAUAUACAACGCGUCCCCAGAAACUACGAUCCAAUCCUCCAUCCAUUUGAGGUGCCCAGAGAGUACACCCGGGCUCUGAAUGCUACUAAACUGGACAGGGUGUUUUCCAAGCCUUUCCUGGCCUCCCUGGAUGGCCAUAGAGACGGAGUCAACUGCAUGGCUUCGCACACCAAGAGUCUGUCCACCCUGCUCUCUGGCUCUUGUGAUGGCGAGGUGAAAGUAUGGAAUCUAUCCAAACGUGAAUGUGUCCGAACACUACAAGCACAUGAAGGUUUUGUCCGGGGAAUGGUUGUCCGCUUUUGUGGCACUUCCUUUUUUACGGUUGGUGAUGACAGAACAAUCAAACAGUGGAAAUUGGAGGCACCAGGCUACGGUGAGGAAGAGGAACCAGUCAGCACUAUUUUGGGCAAGUCGGUAUUCACAGGGAUAGACCAUCACCACAAAGAAGGUGUAUUGGCAACAUGUGGCCAACAGGUGGACAUCUGGGAUGAGCAGAGGAGCAGUCCUAUCCGCUCCUUCUCUUGGGGUGUUGACAGUUUCAGCUCUGUGCGCUUUAACCCUGUAGAGGUUGAAAUUCUUGGAAGCUGUGCGUCAGACAGAAGUAUAGUAUUGUAUGACAUGAGAGAAGCCACACCACUCAAGAAGAUGAUUAUGAGUUUCAAAAGUAACACGUUAUGUUGGAACCCCAUGGAAGCGUUUUACUUCACAUGUUCAAAUGAGGAUUACAAUUUAUACACAUUUGACAUGAGGUACCUGGAUAAGCCCGUCAUGGUGCACAUGGACCAUGUUUCCGCAGUACUUGAUAUUGAUUACUCCCCAACUGGGAGGGAGUUUGUCUCAGCCAGUUUUGAUAAGUCCAUCCGCAUCUUCCCCAAGGGCAGUGGCCACAGCAGGGAAGUGUACCACACCAAACGCAUGCAGCACGUCAUAUGUGUCAAGUGGUCAGCAGACAACAAAUACAUUCUGAGUGGUUCUGAUGAAAUGAACAUCCGGUUGUGGAAAGCUAAUGCAUCUGAGAAACUGGGAGUGUUGUCUCCCAGAGAGAAGACGGCAGUCAACUACAACCAGAAGCUGAUGGAGAAGUUCAAGCAUCACCCUCAGAUCCGACGCAUCGCACAACACCGCCACCUGCCCAAGGCCAUCUUCAGCCAGACCAAGGAGCUGCGCGUCAUGAAAGAGGCUCGCCGCAGGAAAGAAAAGAACGUACGCAAGCACAGCAAACCAGGAACUGUUCCAGUGGUGUCAGAGAAGGAGAAGCACGUUUUGACAGUGGUGAAAUAGACCUAGGUGGAGAAGAUUGCGUAGGGGCCAGAUGGUGUCAUCAAGAGAUGAGGCAGAGCCAGAGAUCACAUCCGCCUGCGGCCAUAUUGACAGAGCUGUCACUCAAAAAUGUAGCACACUUUCUGGUGAAUACGUUUGUUUUUUGGGGGGGGGGGGCACAUUUCCAUUUUCAUAUGGCUCAUUUUUAGAGGAAGCUGAAUCUUAAUAUACAACAAGAGAGGGACUGGACUCCUACUGUAGGACUCGCACAUCAUGUGCUUCACAGUGUUAAAGGGACACGGCAUGGUUUGAUCUACACACACAAAGACAAGUAUGUACAAAUACCACUGUGAGAAGAUUGUACAUUUGACUCCUUUGGCAUUAACAACAUAUCUUGAUGUGAUCAUUAUUGACAGAUUUUAAUUUUGAAAGCUAUAUUACAUUUUACAUUACAUUUGUCAUAUUACAUUUGACAUGUAUGUCAGGUGAAUCGGCCGUACUCCCUGUCUCCCUGCCUGCCGCCCAAUGACUAGUGGUAUAGGUUCCAGCAUCUCUGCAACCUUGAGUAUGGAUAAGCUGUUUGGAUAAUGAACGAAUGAAUAUUACGUUUUUCUGAUGUGGUUUUGCAAAAUUUAACUCACAAAUAAACUGCUAUCUUUCUGAGGCUAUAAGCCAACUUGGCCCAAUUUUACAGUCUACCUGCAGCAAUGCUGUUUAUCAACUGAAAUGUCAAACCACCAUUGUUGCUGCAUCUCAUGAGCUAACUUCUUAUGGUUUUGUUAAAUAUCAAAACUCCCCAAAUUAUACCAGAACAUGGGCAGUUUGCUGGGGCUACCAAUAAUAAUGACUAUAGUCAUUUUUUUUUUCAAGCAUUGCAAACAGUCAUCUGGUCUGACAGUGAUACAUACUACAUCUGUUAGCAAUUGUCAAGGUUAGUUUGCCUAUGUACUUGUGUAUUUAUGAAUAAACUUCC